AUGCGCGCUUUUGUUGUUCUGUGCUUGAUCGCCGCUGCCUGUGCGGAUAAAUUGGGCUACAAUUACAGUCCCGUUGGUCAUUCGGAUUCAGGACUUUCGUUUACACCUGGUGGUGGUAGCAGUGGAUUAGGUGACAUUGGAGGAUUGGGAGGCAGCAGUGGAUUAGGUGGCGUUGGAGGAUUGGGAGGCAGCAGUGGAUUAGGUGGCGUUGGAGGAUUGGGAGGCAGCAGUGGAUUAGGUGGCUUCGGAGGAUUGGGAGGCGGCAGUAGUGGCGUUGGUCCUGCAGCAUCUGGCCCUUCAUAUCAAGCUCCAGUUGCUGAAUACGAAAAGGAAUUCUUCACAUACACAGCCGAUGAGAAUGACUUCAGUGAACCUGCUGGCAACGAUAAAGUAGUCGAAUCACUGAAAAAGAAUCUUCGAGUUAUUUUCAUUAAAGGACCUGAGGGUAAUGGCUUGGAGAAAGCCGCUGUUAACUUGGCGAAAUCAGUUUCUGAGGACAAGACGGCCAUUUACGUGCUGCAGAAACAAGCCGAUUUGGGCAAUUUGGCUAACCAGUUACAAGCACAAAACCAUAUUCAGCACAGCAAACCCGAGGUUCACUUCGUUAAAUAUCGUACACCAGAGGAUGCGAUCAACGCUCAACGCGCCAUUCAAUCUCAAUACGACCAAUUGGGUGGAAAUUCUCAAUCGCACGAUGGUGGCGCCGCACCAGUUCACAAUUUCGCUUCUCCUGUUGCUCAGCCAGCUCUACGUCCUAUCAGUGCUCCCGGAGCUGCUUACCUGCCAUCUUCAAUUUUCCGUGUCUAA
Molecule: messenger RNA, 807 nt
Organism: Anastrepha obliqua
Lineage: Eukaryota; Metazoa; Arthropoda; Insecta; Diptera; Tephritidae
Exons: 1
Coding region: 1-807 (268 amino acids)
Source: RefSeq, a predicted model, not a curated record